This is a messenger RNA of Macrosiphum euphorbiae (potato aphid), 345 nucleotides long. NCBI's taxonomy places the organism in Eukaryota, Metazoa, Arthropoda, Insecta, Hemiptera, Aphididae. The record is from the annotation of a GenBank genome assembly.
AUGACGACCGAUCAAUCUAGAUGGGACGAUCGAAUACCGGAGCUGGGGAGACACCUAAACUCCGCCGUAAACAAAACGAACACUCGUACACCCUUUGAGGCACUCCACGGAUACCGACCUAGGUAUGUGGGAGGCGUGGUCAACACACUGAGCCGUUCUAGUGGUGAGCAGACCGACCCGAAUGACGUGCAAGACUCUGUACAAGAUGCUAUUGCCACAGGCCAAGCAAACAUGAAGGCCUAUUACGACCGGAGCCGUUAUCCGGGAACGAAGUACGAAGUAGGGGAGGUCGUUGUCAUGUUACGACAACCGCGACCUGGGGGCCAAUUCUUGAAAUCGUGCUAA